Molecule: messenger RNA, 2454 nt
Organism: Saccharomyces cerevisiae S288C
Lineage: Eukaryota; Fungi; Ascomycota; Saccharomycetes; Saccharomycetales; Saccharomycetaceae
Gene: VRP1
Product: Vrp1p
Exons: 1
Coding region: 1-2454 (817 amino acids)
Cellular component (GO): cytoskeleton
Molecular function (GO): actin binding
Source: RefSeq, marked reviewed
AUGGCAGGUGCUCCAGCUCCUCCUCCUCCACCGCCUCCACCAGCAUUAGGUGGUAGUGCUCCUAAACCGGCAAAAUCUGUGAUGCAGGGCCGUGACGCCCUGUUAGGUGACAUUAGAAAGGGAAUGAAACUAAAGAAAGCUGAGACCAAUGAUAGAAGUGCCCCAAUCGUGGGAGGUGGUGUCGUUUCAUCGGCCUCAGGAAGUUCUGGUACCGUCAGUAGUAAAGGACCCUCUAUGUCAGCUCCUCCAAUCCCUGGGAUGGGCGCUCCGCAGUUGGGCGAUAUUUUAGCUGGAGGUAUACCGAAGUUAAAACAUAUCAAUAACAAUGCAAGCACUAAACCCUCUCCAUCGGCGAGCGCACCGCCAAUUCCGGGCGCGGUGCCAUCUGUUGCGGCUCCCCCCAUUCCUAAUGCACCAUUAUCACCAGCACCCGCUGUUCCUAGUAUUCCCUCGUCUUCUGCACCUCCAAUUCCUGAUAUUCCAUCUUCUGCGGCCCCUCCUAUUCCCAUUGUACCAUCAUCUCCAGCACCACCGCUUCCAUUAUCAGGUGCCUCUGCUCCAAAGGUACCGCAAAAUAGACCGCAUAUGCCUUCAGUAAGGCCAGCACACAGAAGCCACCAAAGAAAAAGCUCUAAUAUUUCUCUUCCUAGUGUGUCAGCACCCCCUUUGCCUUCAGCGUCUCUGCCAACACAUGUUAGCAACCCUCCACAAGCUCCACCCCCUCCCCCAACUCCAACAAUUGGCCUGGACUCAAAAAACAUUAAACCUACAGAUAACGCAGUCUCACCACCAUCUUCUGAAGUUCCUGCAGGCGGGUUGCCAUUUUUGGCAGAAAUUAAUGCCAGGAGGUCUGAACGAGGAGCCGUCGAGGGCGUUUCUUCCACAAAGAUUCAAACCGAAAAUCAUAAAUCUCCUUCACAACCACCACUUCCAUCAUCUGCUCCGCCCAUUCCUACAUCACAUGCUCCGCCAUUACCGCCUACUGCACCACCUCCACCAUCGUUACCAAAUGUGACCUCUGCACCUAAAAAAGCAACUUCAGCUCCAGCUCCGCCUCCACCACCACUACCAGCAGCCAUGAGCUCUGCGUCGACUAACAGCGUAAAAGCAACCCCGGUUCCCCCAACUUUAGCACCACCGUUACCAAAUACUACAUCAGUUCCUCCUAACAAAGCAUCGUCAAUGCCCGCGCCACCACCUCCUCCUCCCCCACCACCUGGUGCUUUUUCAACAUCCUCUGCCUUGUCAGCAUCAUCUAUUCCUUUAGCACCACUACCACCUCCUCCUCCUCCUUCGGUUGCAACGUCAGUACCAUCGGCUCCUCCUCCUCCUCCAACACUCACGACAAACAAACCCUCAGCGUCCAGUAAGCAAUCCAAAAUAUCUUCAUCCAGUUCUUCCUCGGCCGUAACACCUGGGGGACCCUUACCAUUUCUUGCUGAGAUCCAAAAGAAGAGAGAUGAUAGAUUCGUGGUUGGUGGUGAUACUGGAUACACUACCCAAGAUAAACAAGAGGAUGUAAUAGGUUCAUCUAAGGAUGAUAACGUAAGACCUUCUCCUAUUUCUCCAUCUAUAAACCCGCCUAAACAGAGUAGCCAAAAUGGUAUGUCGUUUCUGGAUGAAAUUGAAUCCAAAUUACAUAAGCAAACAUCAUCGAAUGCUUUUAACGCACCACCCCCCCAUACGGAUGCUAUGGCGCCUCCUUUGCCUCCUAGUGCACCUCCUCCUCCUAUAACAUCGCUACCGACUCCAACUGCAUCAGGUGAUGACCACACCAAUGAUAAGAGUGAGACUGUGUUAGGGAUGAAAAAAGCAAAGGCCCCUGCACUGCCUGGACACGUUCCACCUCCACCAGUUCCACCAGUUUUAUCAGAUGAUAGCAAGAAUAAUGUCCCCGCCGCUUCUUUAUUACACGAUGUUCUUCCCUCCUCGAAUCUCGAAAAACCUCCUUCUCCUCCUGUUGCAGCUGCUCCGCCAUUGCCAACAUUUAGUGCACCAAGUCUGCCUCAGCAAUCCGUGUCUACAUCAAUACCAUCACCUCCUCCUGUUGCGCCUACACUUUCCGUUCGUACCGAAACUGAAUCAAUUUCGAAGAACCCCACUAAGUCGCCACCCCCACCACCAAGUCCAUCUACGAUGGAUACCGGUACCUCUAAUAGCCCCAGUAAAAACCUUAAACAACGGUUAUUUUCUACAGGUGGAUCGACGCUGCAACACAAGCAUAAUACGCAUACAAAUCAACCAGAUGUUGAUGUAGGUAGGUAUACGAUAGGGGGAUCGAAUUCUAUCGUUGGGGCCAAAUCUGGAAAUGAAAGAAUUGUUAUAGAUGAUUCAAGAUUUAAAUGGACUAAUGUGUCACAAAUGCCUAAGCCACGUCCCUUUCAAAAUAAAACAAAACUGUAUCCAAGUGGAAAGGGUAGUAGUGUGCCAUUGGACUUAACAUUAUUUACGUGA